Molecule: messenger RNA, 3237 nt
Organism: Oncorhynchus nerka (sockeye salmon)
Lineage: Eukaryota; Metazoa; Chordata; Actinopteri; Salmoniformes; Salmonidae
Product: DDB1- and CUL4-associated factor 8-like
Exons: 13
Coding region: 295-2115 (606 amino acids)
Cellular component (GO): cytoplasm; Cul4-RING E3 ubiquitin ligase complex
Molecular function (GO): protein binding
Source: RefSeq, a predicted model, not a curated record
GACCGAAAAACAGAAGCUGAACCGUCAAAACAUAAACAGAGCUAGCACACACUCGUGAGCGCACAUAGUCUUUAAUUUGACUGUUUCUUUUGACACGCAUUCUUCAUGUCGUGUGUUUUUACUCCAAGAUUUUCUAUAGCUAUAGCUAGCUAAGUAACGUUAGUAUAGUAGGUUGAAGACAGUAAAUCUGCGCCGAAGAUUAGAACAAACGACGUACUGUAGCUAGCUACGCUCGUUGGGCCUACGACUUGUAGUUAGAGGCUCUCCUCCUGUCCACACGAAGAGAGAAGCAGGAUGGCUGAGGCAGAUGGUAAAUCCAGUGAGCUUAAUGGUGGGUCUGAGGAGCCAGAUCCAGGAGAGGACCAGCGUGGGGAGGGAGAUGCUUCCAUAGCCACAGAGGAGCAGUCUGACUCUCAAGCAGCUCCCAAAAAGGCAGAAGACAGAGCUAAGGACAAGCCAAUGCCAGAUGCAGAGGGUGAGAGGGUGCCUGGCGAGGGAGAGGAUGAGGAAGACACGGACAGCGUGGACGGCAGCGGCCUCUACUCCCUGAACGAGGAAGGGGAGCGAGAUGGUGAGGGGGGUAGAAGAGAGCGAGUGAAGGAGAGAGAUGCAGGUAAGAGGGCCGCCAGAAAGAGGAACCGCCCGAGCGGUGGCACCGCUCACCACUCCUCCAGCUCUGAAGUGGAGGAUGAUGAGGAGGAGGAAGAGCAAGAAGAGGAAGACGAGCAGACCAUGGACGUGUGGCUGGGGGCGGAGCUGCGUGAUCUUGGCAGGCCAUCAUGGCGGGCGGUGCCCUCCCUGCGGUUGAGGGAGAUUGGCCGGGGCUCGCACCAGUUUGUGAGACGUGUGUGUGGCGCACGGGGGCUGGUCCAGAGGCUGGAGCUACAAGGGCGCCUGGAGAGACACACCGGCUGUGUGAACACCCUGCACUUCAACCCCUCAGGCACACGCCUGGCCUCUGGCAGUGAUGACCUACGAGUGGUGGUGUGGGACUGGGCACGACGUCGGGCUGAGCUGGAGUUUGACAGUGGGCAUAAGAGCAAUGUCUUUCAGGCCAAGUUUCUUCCCCACAGUGGAGAUUCAACUCUGGCCAUGUGUGCCCGGGACGGUCAGAUUAGAGUGGCUGAGCUCUCUGCCAUGCAACGCUGCAAGAACACCAAGAGAGUGGCUCAGCAUAAAGGGGCAGCACACAAGCUGGCCCUGGAGCCAGACUCUCCCUGCUGUUUUCUGUCGGCUGGAGAGGAUGCCGUGGUGUUUGGCAUCGACCUUCGCCUCGACCGGCCUGCCAAUAAGCUGGUGGUGGUGAAGGAGGGGGAUAAGAAAGUGGGGUUGUAUACCAUCUUUGUGAAUCCUGUCAACACACAUCACUUUGCUGUGGGAGGGAGAGAUCAGUAUGUCAGGAUCUAUGAUCAGAGGAAGAUAAAUGAGAAUGUUAAUAAUGGCGUACUGAAGAAGUUCUGUCCAUCUCACCUGGUGUCCAGCGAGUCCAAAACGAACAUUACCUGCUUACUGUACAGUCACGAUGGAACAGAGCUCCUGACUAGUUACAAUGAUGAGGACAUCUACUUGUUUGACUCCAGCCACAGUGAUGGUGCAGAUUAUUGCAGGCGAUACAAGGGCCAUCGCAACAACGCUACAGUGAAGGGGGUUAACUUCUAUGGUCCUAGCAGUGAGUUUGUGAUCAGUGGCAGCGAUUGUGGACACAUCUACCUGUGGGACAAGGUCUCAGCUCGCAUAGUCCAGUUCAUGGAGGGAGACAGAGGAGGAGUGGUGAACUGCCUAGAGCCCCACCCUCACCUUCCAGGUCUGGCCACCAGUGGUCUGGAUCAUGAUGUUAAACUUUGGGCCCCCACUGCCGAGAACCCCACAGGGCUCAAGGGUCUCAAAGACGUGAUGAAGAAGAACAAGCGUGAGCGUGACGAGGACACUGUUCGACAUGGAGAUCAGUACGACACACAGCUCCUGUGGUUCCUCAUGAGACACAUGAGAAACAGACGGUCCCAGAGGACACGUCGGGAGGGUGCAGAGGGAGACACUGAUGAGUCAUGGAGCUCUCCAGAUUCCUCUGAUGAAGAGGAUGGAGGGCCAGACCACGUCCAGUGCAUGUCCUCCUGAGCCAAAGAGAUAUACAAGCCAGCCACACACACACACUGCAUUGCCCUGGUAUUGAUGCAUAUAUGCAGGCACUAUUGGCUCACACAUGAACACUGAGACCAUGAAGUAACAGUAAAAAGGUACACACACAUACAUACAUACAUACAUACAUCUGAAAGGGAGUGUGACUAGUAUAGACAGACACAAAACCUCACUUCUAAUCAGACAGGGAGUGAUUGUAGGCAAUUGUGUUCAUGCACAGUCUGAGGGGAGGGGGCUGAUACACUCUCAACCCUGAUUUUGUUCUAACCUGUGUUCUAGGGAGGAUGAUGAGUGCUCACAUCCUUACACAACCAGUAAGACUCAUCUACACCCACACUUAUGCUCUGCCAAGCCAGAGAACAUAAGAACUCAUAAUCAGUUGUCCGUCAUCUGCAAUGCAGACGUUACCCCCCUCUCUUUCCCCUCUACUUUUCUGUUGGGGGAUUUGAAGAAAGGGGUUGAUGUACCUUCAGACCUUUUGAUCAACCCUCAAAUGUGAUUCAUUCAUAUUUUUUUUUCAAGGGCCAAACCAGAGCCCCUAACAACCUCUCUAGGGUUAGCCUCAGAACAUCUGCAUGUGGUCAAUCAGCUUAGCCUGCAGAUGGCUCAUACCUGGUGACUGCAUCCCUUAUACUCUGCUGUGUUUUUUUUUCACUCUCCCUCAGCCCAAUGCCUUCCAACCCCCCACCUCCCAUCCCACGCUACUGAGUGCACUUUAAUCAGGGAUGUUUGGGUUUUAUAGACAAAGUGUGCACUGGGGGGGCCAACCAUGCAUUGUUAUGAAACAUUGGCUACGUUGGCUCCCCAGAACACCUCAGUAAAGUAAAGGUGCGUUGUAAAAUGAGAGGUAUUUGACUAGUUGUUUAGUUUGGGAUAUGCACUUAGCAGGAGUGUCUUGAACAGAGCUCCAGCUGAAAGAUUCCCUUUCCUUCCAUCAACUUAACCCCCUCCCUCCUUCACACUCCUCCUGGACAAGUACCCUGACCUAAGCCUCUACCUCCCUAAAGGCCUUCCCACGCUGUACGUCAAAAUCUGUAUUUUACCAUUAUUACAUGUCACACUGUGCGAUGUUACCAAAUUAAAAUCUUGAUAUCAACCUGG